AGCCUGCGGACACCCAGCAGAGCCGGGACAGGGCUGUUCGCAGUCUGCGGGGGACCCCCGACCCACCGCCAUGGGCCAGGGCAGGCUCCCGCCUCUGCUGGGGCUGGCCUGCUGCCUGCUGCUGCUGGGGAGCUCGAGGGGCCUGGGCAGCCGAGGGACGCCGCGGUGGCCGUGGGAAGAGGAGCAAGACCCCAUGGCAGAGGGGGAACCGUGGAGCAGGGCAAGGUACGAAGCCAUCAAGAAGCAUUUGGGAGCUGUGGGUGCUCUCUCCAAGCAGUAUUGGCAGUACCUGACAUGCAAAGUGUGGCCGGAGGGCUGUGAAGAGGAGGAGGAAGUGUCCAGUCCCAGCCCAGGCUGGGGCCUGCCUCUGGUGGGACAGGAUUACCUGGAGAUCCUCUCGGCCUGGUACUGCCGCUUCAGCGAGUGCUGCCAGACAGGAGACUGCAGGGUAGUCAACAAUAUCACAGGGCUAGCAGCAGACCUCAAUGGGCAGCUCCAUGGGCAGCACUUGGCCAAGGAAGUGGUCAUCCAGGCAGUGCAAGGGUUCGUACAGACCCCACAGCCAGAGAAGGCUCUGGUCCUCUCCUUCCAUGGUUGGUCUGGCACAGGCAAGAACUUUGUGGCUCGGAUGAUGGCCAGUCACCUGUACCGGGAUGGGCUGAAGAGCGAGUGUGUCAGGCUGUUCAUCUCGCUCUUGCACUUCCCCCAUCACAUGUAUGUGGAUUCAUACAAGGCUCAGCUGAGGAAUCAUAUCAGUGAGACUGUGCAGCGCUGCAAGCAGCCCCUGUUCAUCUUCGACGAGGCAGAGAAACUUCAUUUCAGCCUUCUGGAUGCCAUCAAGCCCUUCAUGGCUCACUAUGACAACAAGAGCAAGGUGGAUUACAGGAGAUCCAUCUUCCUGUUCCUCAGCAAUCUCGGCGGCAACACCAUCAAUGAGGUAGCCCUGGACUUCUGGCGAGCUGGCCGGGCACGGGAGGAGAUCUCCAUGGAGCUCCUGGAGCAGCGGCUGCGGCUGGAGCUGCAGGAGCCUGCAGAGAAUGGUUAUGCCCACAGCCACCUCCUCAAAGAGAACCUCAUUGAUUUCUUCGUGCCAUUCCUGCCCCUGGAGUACCACCACGUGAAGCUCUGCGCGCGGGAUGCUUUCCUGGCCAGGGGACUUCCAUACACAGAGGCAGCCCUCGAUGAGGUGGCCAGGAUGAUGGUGUUCGUGCCCAAAGAGGAGAAGCUUUUCUCUGCACAGGGCUGCAAAUCUGUAUCCCAGCGCAUCAAUUACUUCCUUCCCUGAACCCCAGAAAAGAAUCUUCCGCUGUUCAGGUUAGGCUGGUGCUGCUUGGAGGGGAAAUCUCUCGGGCAGCUGUUCCACCAGGGCAGGGCUGGCAUGAAGCUGGCAUGUUGAGCAGUUCUUACUCCAUUACUGGUGGUAUUGCUAAUGGGGGCAACUCUCACACUUGACCACACAAGGCCCUGCACUCUGCAAGGUCACGCAGGGAUGUUUCAGAGGUAAGCAAUUAUGUACCCAGCAGUGAGACCACUCUCCUCUGACCACUCCAUGGCAACACUAAGCUUGAUUUUACAGGCAUAAAUAAAGCUACUGCUUUUCUCUGUGAUCUCGUAGAAUUAAACUAUCUUUUCUACCCAAACCAACAAACUUCAGGUUAGUACUGAGCAGCUUCAAAUAUUCCUUAGGAAAAACAUGUUUUUUUGCCAAUAAAAUAUUGCAACCUUUAUUUAAAACAAAAUGCAAAUUGGCAAAACUUCGUGGAACAACAGGCAAAGAGGCCCUUCAAAGAGCCUUAUUUACAUCAAGUUUAACACUGUUCGCAGUUCACAGUCAGACGAUAGUGAGAGAAUUAAAUUAGAAAAACAACCAAAAUAUAUUACAAUAACAAUAAAAACAAAAAACAGUUGACAACACUG
Molecule: messenger RNA, 1917 nt
Organism: Neopsephotus bourkii (Bourke's parrot)
Lineage: Eukaryota; Metazoa; Chordata; Aves; Psittaciformes; Psittacidae
Gene: TOR3A
Product: torsin family 3 member A
Exons: 7
Coding region: 71-1285 (404 amino acids)
Cellular component (GO): endoplasmic reticulum lumen; nuclear envelope
Molecular function (GO): ATP hydrolysis activity; ATP binding
Source: RefSeq, a predicted model, not a curated record